AUGAUAAUUAAUGAUGAUUUACUAAAAGAAUUAAAUUUAUAAAAUUUACAAUCAAAAAGAGUAGAAUAGAAUGAUUCAACUAAAAAUAAAAUUGAAAAUACAAAUGCAUAAUCUCCAUAUAUUAAAUGUAUUGUCCUUAUCUUAGGUACCUUAUUGAUGUUUGGAAAUAACUAUUCUUUUGAAAUCCUCAAGCUUUAUAGAGUGAAUUAAUUGAACAAUUAGAAAUUACAAUUUCCUAAUUUAAUUUAUUGUAUUCAGCAUUUGCAUUUCCAAAUAUCUUCUUAACUUUAAUCGGAGGAGUCAUAACUGACAUAUUAGUUAUAAUAUUAGAUUUAUUUUAGGAGUGAGAGUGGCAAUAAUAGGAUUUAGUUUAAUUAUUGUGAUUGCGUAACUCAUUAUAUCAUUUGGUGGUUUAUUUCAAAAUUAUUUGAUAAUGUUAAAUUGGUAGGAUUAUCUUUGGAACAGCUUCAGAAAAUCUAUUAAUAGCAUAAACUACAAUCAUAGGAAGAUGGUUUAGAGGAAAAGAACUUUCUACUGCUAUUGGAUAUGUUAUGGCAAUCCCUGAAUUUGCAUGUGGAAUGA
Paramecium sonneborni is the source of this 582-nucleotide messenger RNA. NCBI's taxonomy places the organism in Eukaryota, Ciliophora, Oligohymenophorea, Peniculida, Parameciidae. The record is from the annotation of a GenBank genome assembly.